Rhodamnia argentea is the source of this 3761-nucleotide messenger RNA. Its product is annotated as FHA domain-containing protein PS1. The record is from RefSeq and is a predicted model, not a curated record. Gene Ontology annotation, molecular function: protein binding. The transcript has 9 exons. Lineage: Eukaryota; Viridiplantae; Streptophyta; Magnoliopsida; Myrtales; Myrtaceae. The coding region runs from base 167 to 3517 and encodes 1116 amino acids. Gene Ontology annotation, cellular component: nuclear membrane.
AGGAUUCAAAAAUCAAACCUUUGCCCCCUCCCUCCCUCCCUCCCUCCCUCCCUCUCUCUAAAACUCUCUGCAACGGUAUUUCACAAACCAGAGCACCAUCCAUUUCCGUUCUCGCGAUUCCUCUCUUCCUUCCCUCAGAGUCGGUCGAGCCUAAGCCUCGGCGAAGAUGGCGAUUCACAGAGAACAAACGAGGAUUGAUGAAGACGACGAGCCCCGCAUCCCCGUGUUCACCGUCGUCAAGAACGGCGCGGUUCUCAAGAACAUCUUCGUCGUCAACAAUCCUCCCCCGUCGCCGGGCCUCGCCGGCCCAGAAUCGGCCGAGCACGACGCGGAUGCGGGGAUCGCAGGCCGAGAGGGCCGAGACGAAAUGCUGAUCGUCGGUCGACACCCGGACUGCCACAUCAUGUUGACUCACCCCAGCAUCAGCAGAUUUCACCUCCAGAUUCACUCGGAUCCGUCGCGGCGGAAGCUCUCUGUCGUGGACUUGUCUUCAGUGCAUGGGACUUGGGUUUCCGGGAAGAAGAUUGAGCCUCGAAUUGUUGUGGAGCUGAGCGAGCGCGAUACAUUGCGUGUUGGAGGGUCGAGCAGAGAGUAUAGACUGCACUGGGUACCUCUGAGCCGUGCAUAUGAUUUUGAGAACCCUUUUGUUUUGGCAUCGGAUGCAUCGGGUGCUGAUGAAGAGAAAGUAGAUGAAGAUUCAAUGAUUGACAAAGGAAAAGAAGAAGAGGGACGUGAGGAUGAUGAUUCUUUGGAGAUUGGAUGCGAAGAUGAUGACAACUUGAAAAGUUCAUUUGUCCUGGAAGAUGAGGAGCACUUAUAUCAGGACUCCUUCGAUGAUGAGAAUAAGGGGAUUUACUCACCCGAAUCAUUAUCGAAAGGCAUUGAAGCUCUAGCUCUUGAUGAUUGUGAAGAAUUGCCUGUGAUUUUUCAGAGUCCAUCGCAACUACCAAUUCCUGAGAUUGGAUGCGAAUAUGAUGACAACUUGAAAAGUUCAUUUGUCCUGGAAGAUGAGGAGCACUUAUAUCAGGAUUCCGACAAUGAUGAGAAUAAGGGGAUACACUCGGCCGAAUCAUUAUCGAAAGGCGUUGAAGCUCUAGCUCUUGAUGAUUGUGAAGAAUUGCUUGUGAAUAAUAGGAGUCCAUCACAACUACCAAUUCCUGAGAUUGGAUGCGAAGAUGAUGACAACUUGAAAAGUUCAUUCGUCCUGGAAGAUGAGGAGCACUUAUAUCAGUACUCCUUCGAUGAUGAGAAGAAGGGGAUACACUUGGCCGAAUCAUUAUCGAAAGGUGUUGAAGCUCUAGCUCUUGAUGGUUGUGAAGAAUUGCCUGUGAAUAAUCAGAGUCCGUCACAAUUACCAAUUCCUGAGAAUCGAAAUGCUUCAACUUAUGGUGAAAAAGAAACUGAUACAGGAAUAGGCUCAAAAGCGGUGGACGAUUUUUUCAUAGAUGCUGAGUUACUCCAAACUGAACCUAUGCAUACUUCUUCGCCUUUUAGAAUUUUAUUUGACGUAGACAACAAGAAGUUCAAUGAAGAAAAAUGGAGUACGGAAGUUGGCAUUGCCACUGAAUUAGUGUCAUCAGACAAAGGAAGCAUAAGAUCAGCCCACGAUGAUCUGGAGAACUGUUUAGUAGCUGAAGCUUUUGAAGAAAGCAAGUGCUCCCUAUCAAUUGACAGGGAAGUAGGAGACUGCUUAAGCCAUCCUUCUGCUCCUUAUCCCCAUUCAUCCUGUCCAGAGAUUUUUUCGGAGAUGGAAAAUCAACAGUUAGGGCAAGAGGAUCAUGCAGAGCAACCUUUUAAUACAUCGGGAUCACUUUCUGCUGAAGGAAAGACUAGACGCCUCAGGAAAGAGCGGAAACUCUCUACAACCAUGAUAGAUGAUUUACGACGUAGAAAAGGCUGCAGUUCUGCAGGUGAAAUUCCUGAAGAAAGCCAAAAGCAAAUUAUACAUAUAGAUAACCAAGAAGAUGGGGAUAUUUUGAGCCAUCACUUUGCGAAGUCUUUAGUGGAUGCAAUAACGUCAUCUGAGUUUGGAAGGGAAAUUCUAUUAAAGACCACCGAUCAGCAUCUUAAUAACGAGAACCAGAUGCCACAAUACGGAUCUGUUAGUGGGAGGCUGUCUGAAAGUAGUAAAGAAAGCAGCCCUUUAAGACAGUCUUGCACAAAAUCGAAAAGCUCGAGCAUCUGGUCAAGAAGAGGGAAGCCUAGUACUGUUCUGCAGCUUCAGACAAACAGAAGAAAAGGAAUGACCAAAAGUGCUGCUACUGCUUCUAGAAACAAGGAACACAACCAGAAUAAUCACAAAAGCCAAUUGAGUGGAGUUCCAUUUUUAGGUUUAGAUGGGGAGGAGGAAGAGAUAUUUACUCCAGACAAGGAGAACUUAACGCCAAAUACCCGGCUACUUAAAUCCUUGAAGAAGAUGAGCAAGAUGGAAGUAGCAGAGGCUAGACCCUUGGAACCAUUUAAAAGGUCGUCUUCAAAGCUUUAUUUUAUCGCCAAUAUCUGCAAUGAGGAGGAUGUUUUCUGCUCGGAUAAAGAUAAUCAGACCCCUGAGGUUCUCAGAGAGCAGAAAGUGGCUGGACGUGCCUCUGAAAGUUCUUCCAGACUAAAAAGAGAGUUGGGCUUGAAGCGGGGAGCAGAAAGGUCAGCAUUUAAAUCCUUGAAUGUCAGGCCCAGAGGUCAAUCAACAGCAUCUGGAGGUGCAACGAAAAGUGGUUAUUCUGUUGAUGGAGUUCGAGCAACGGUAAAUCAAGUCUCUGGUUUGACUGCUAAUAAAUCUUAUGGCGAGCCAAACAAGAGUUGGAUCGUGGUUGUUGAUACUACCUCUAUUCUCAACAAGGAGUCGAGGAAGUCAUUGCAGCUUCUGCAGGGUCUGAAAGGGACUCAGUUAGUCAUUCCACGAAUUGUCAUAAGAGAGCUGGACUGUCUGAAGCGACACACAAGCGUGUUCAGAAGAACGACUGAAGUCUCUUCAGCUUUAGAGUGGAUAGAAGAUACUAUGAUUAAUUUGAAAUGGUGGAUUCACGUGCAGAGGUCCAUAGAGGAAGGAAUGUCAAUUGCGCUGACGCCUCCUGCUACUCCUCAUUGUAUAUUUGGCGAUGCAAGAGAGACUUUUUCCGCUGCUACACCCGGGGGUAGUGUAAUGGGUAUCGUUUCGCCAACCACAGAAGACCACAUCCUUGAAUCUGCACUCUUCUAUAGGAAAACCAACCCCAAUGGACAGCUCGUCCUCCUUAGCAACGAUAUCUCGCUUAAAAUUAAAGCCAUGGCAGAGGGUUUACUAUGUGAGACUGCUCAAGAAUUCCGUGAGAGUUUGGUGAAUCCCUUCUCUGAUAGGUUCAUGUGGGCAGAUAGCUCUCCGAGAGGACAGACUUGGUCGUGCUUGGACGACAUUGUUCUGAGAGAGAAGUACUAUUCACGCCCGUCAAAGAAAUCCGCACGAGGAGAAGGUCUGAGUGGACUGAAGCUCAUUCUUCUGCACAAUUCUCAGUACGGGCAGCAAAUCCGCUCGGUUGGCUGAGCGCAUCACUAUUGUUUCUCGAAAUCUCAACACCUUGCUUUGCCGUGGAUGCACUGAAAGUUGAAUCUAGAUUUUCUUUUCAAAACUUUCAAGCUAAAAAAGAAUUCAUCAUGAUCUUUUUGGCGCAUUGUCAUCAUAGACCAUUUAUCUACUAUGUCUCUGAUGAUGGUGAUAUGAUGUCGGGAACUGUUAGGCACUCGUUGAUAUGAGAUGAAUACUAGUCUUAAGAUGACUUUUCUGCUGU